Sinocyclocheilus anshuiensis is the source of this 1201-nucleotide messenger RNA. RefSeq names its product CD83 antigen-like. The record is from RefSeq and is a predicted model, not a curated record. The transcript is spliced from 5 exons. Lineage: Eukaryota; Metazoa; Chordata; Actinopteri; Cypriniformes; Cyprinidae. The coding region runs from base 80 to 700 and encodes 206 amino acids.
CCCACUUCCUCAAACCAGAACUACAAAGAGCAAGAGUCCUAUAAAUUCAACGCGUGGACAUCAAGCUCCAGUCAGAACCAUGCCUUACUUCUCGGAAUUCAUCGCCUGUCUUGUCAUUUUAGCUGUGACGGAGGGAGUCCGGCACGAGAUUCGUUUCAUCUGUGGUGAGGACGCAGUCUUGAGCUGUGCGGCGAAAUCAAAGCCCGCGGUCCUGUACCGUUCGGUCACAUGGUAUAAGGUGUCUGAAGAGCCUUCCCAGCUGUUAAGUGGACUUGUAAGGAAGAGACUAACUGAAAACAGUGGCGAUGUGAAAAAAUAUAAAGAUGUCAAACGAGAGGUCAAGCUACUUGAGAGCUCAAUGAGCCUUCUUCUGUCUAAUGUAACUGCAGAGGACAGUGGGAUAUACAAAUGCUUUCUGUCUGCUCCCCUUGGCUAUCAGAACCAAGAAGGCGAAAUCGUUCUGAAGGUCGAUGAGCAUGCUACAGUUGAGAAAAUGGAAUUUAAUAAAAGUGAUUCACUAUAUGUAGUUCUGGCUGUCACAGUACUCAUUAUGGCACUCCUGAUGUUUUGCAUAAGCUAUGUUUGUUUAAGGAAUGUAUUCCAAAGCAACAAUAAGCUCUCUAAAGACUCUGCUGAAAAUGCCACAUCAAGGCAAGAACGUAAUCAUCACCAAUCAUUUGAUUUGCAAGACCAUGCCUGAAGUUUAUGUGUGAUGGUAACCAGAGUACAUGGACUAGUGCUCAGUAGAAGUCAAAUGUAGUUUUGCGCACAGGACAUGGACAGUUCACAGAGCUUGUGCUGAAGUGGACCACUGGCAAGCACAGGAAAUGGCAACCUACUUGCUAAGGUCAAUGUGCAAAUGGCAGAUGCAUGCACAAAGGUUUCAACAUCAUCAGCACCACCUUUUGAAAAUCUUUUAAAAACUGCAUCUUUACAACAUGAAACAGUGAGACCAAGUGAAAAAUGGCUUUUUCUGUAUUAAAAUUGUGCAUGCUUCAUUAUGGUUGCUUGUUGGUGAGUGUGAACACCAUGGAAGUGAAGAAGGACUGACCCAAAUACAGACCAUGUUUGAAUGUUAUGCUCGGUGAUCAAUGUUAUUGUCAGGCACACCUGUAGGUAUUCUACCAAAUAAAUUAUAUGAUAGCAAAUUUCUCAAUCUAUAGAUUAUAUAGAAGAAGAAGAAAAACUUUUAAAUAUAUAU